Messenger RNA from Trichoplusia ni (cabbage looper), 2201 nucleotides. Its product is annotated as protein-associating with the carboxyl-terminal domain of ezrin. Bases 163 to 2151 code for a protein of 662 amino acids. The transcript has 7 exons. NCBI's taxonomy places the organism in Eukaryota, Metazoa, Arthropoda, Insecta, Lepidoptera, Noctuidae. The record is from RefSeq and is a predicted model, not a curated record. Gene Ontology annotation, biological process: protein phosphorylation. Gene Ontology annotation, molecular function: ATP binding; protein kinase activity.
UCAGAGUGACAAUGUCACAAUGACAAGUUUCAAAAUGUCACGUAUGUGGAUAAGAUAAUCUAUUUUGUUGAUUCUAAUUCACGAAGUUUUGGUAUUUAACUCUUCUUGACAUCACAAAAGCAAUUGAAAUGUUAUACAUGUGAUAUAAAGUUUAAAUUCUAAAUGAUGGGCAACGAGAGCUCACAGUUAAGUGGGUUAGAAAUUGAAGAAAAGGCCGUAGAAGUUACUGACUUUUGGUGCCACUAUCAGGCAACAAUAAACGACAGUUGUAGGUAUUUUAGCCUUAAAGGAGAUGGCUCAGUUUCCGUAUUUAAAGGAGAAGCUGCAAUAGGUCCCCUUUGGGCCAUAUCAACACCAUUGGAAAAGUUUUCAAACAAUCUUCUAAAAUAUCGUCAUCCUUGCAUCGUUCGGUAUAUAUCGGCAUGGCAACAACGUUCUACAUUACACCUAGCCACAGAAUUUGUGCAACCACUGUCACAUGUUUUGAGUUCUCUAACGCCACUGCAGAUAUGCAUAGGACUUAAUAAUGUGCUUAGAGCAUUGGUAUUUCUUCAUGAACAGGCAAGUAUGUCACAUAACAAUGUGAGUGUGGCUGCUGUAUAUGUGACUGGAGAUGGACAGUGGAAGCUAGGGGGAAUGCAAUACCUUUGCCCUUUUGCUGAGCUGACUUCAGCAUACUUAAAACAUGCCAGAAUACACAGAUAUGACAAAGCUGUUGAUCCUAAUGAAGAUUCAUAUGAGACUAACACCAAGGUGGAUCAGUAUGCAUUUGCUGUAUUAGUGGAGGAUGUUUUCAAAGACUGUAAAGAUGAUGAAGUACCACAUUUAAAAGAUUUCAAAAAAUACUGUAGAGAAUUCCUACAACACCAAAGCACGGUGAAAAGGCCAAACCUGUCUGAGGUUCUACAACACAAUUUCUUUAACCACGAAUUUAUAUCUAUUUACAAAUUCCUAAACUUUCUCCCUUUGAAAUCUGAGGAAGAAAGAAGCCAGUUUUUUUCUAACAUUUUGGAAAACCUCACAUGUUAUGAUGAAGAAACAGUGGCCAAACAACUUGGAGGGCUUUUACUCUCUAGACUCACUAUGUUGGACCAAACUGCUAGAAAAGAUGUCAUUCCUUUUAUUCUUAAGCCAAAAAACGACCGAAUACCUAAUGGAGAGAUACCAGGAUUUUUCAGCCUAAGUGUGUUUAAAAUACAUAUUAAACCAAGAUUAUUGCAACUCUUUGGAGUAAGAGACAGCCAAAUAAGAAUGUUACUUUUGAGACAUUUUUCUAAAUUUGUUCAUGUAUUUUCACAUGAGGAGCUGUCCCAACAAAUUCUACCAGAGCUAUUAUUAGGUAUAAAGGAUAUAGAUGAUAGUUUAGUGUCAGCAACACUUAUAUGCUUGAGUGAACUUGUCCCAAUAUUGGGCGCUGACACAGUUAUUGGCGGAAAGCGGGCAAAGUUUUUCACCGACGGUAGACCAAACUCAAAAACUAAACCACUGUUAUUAUCAGCAAGUCCAAUAAAUGAGUCAAACGUUUAUAUGUCAAAGACACUACGAGAAUUGCCUUGUUCUGAAGAUUUGUAUGAAAGUGACAGAAAUGAAUUAAUUUCUUUUGAAAAGUCAUUAACAUUAAACGAAAGACCUUCGCCGGUCGGCGGGGAAUCCUUAGAUGACGAGAUUAUAGUAAAAGAAACGCAUAUAAAAAAUGAAGAAAGCGAAGAUGAUUGGAGUGACUGGGAAUCGACUCGCCAAAAUAUUACUAAUAACAUUCCACAAGUUUUAGAUGAACGAACGAACGAACACGAACAAUUGGUUUCUAUCGAGCCUGUGCCUGAACUAAAGGAUACUGCUUCUAUGAGAGAUUUUAAAAAUAAGAGUUCUGUAAACGAAUCUCGAACAUCGCUCUUGCAGAAAGCAGCGAUUGAAGCGAAAAAAAAUAUUUUGGAUAUAACCGAACUAGACAUAAAGAACCAGAAAUAUGAUUAUUCUAAAAAACAUUCCGAUGAAUUCGAUUUUUUCGCGGACAUGACCCCGGUUAUCGAAAAACCUACAAUUGCUCCAGCACAAGAUAGCGUGGCGCAGAAUGUCAGCAGCAAAUUUAACUUUGUACCGGACGAAAAUAUCGAUGAGAAUGAAGCUUGGGGAGAGGGAUGGAAUGAUUAAUAUCGAAUCAAAACAUGGCAGAUAAUAAUAAUUAUGUAUUUAUAUUCAAA